AUCAAUACGUUUAUAAUUUUCGCCAUGAUAGAGGAAGCAAUAACCAAGUCAGUGAAAAAAGGCAAUCUUAUUGAAAAAAUAUUAAUUAAAAAUAGUAUACAGCAAUUAGAUAUGGAUGGAUACGGUUGCCAAUUAUAAUAAAGCAGGGCAUGUUAUAAAUAUGCAUUGUUAGUACCGACGUGCCAUUGCCGCCGCCGCCGCCGCCAUGUCGCCGCUCGCCCGCUCGCUGCUCGCGCUCGCCGCGCUGCUCGCCGCCGCCGACGCUAUGACGAACCCUUUUUGCGACAGCCUGAGCAGAAGGGAACAAACAGAUGAUUAUGAAACUUUUGUGAUAACUGGCACUGGUGAUUCGGUCACUGAAAUUCCUGAUAAAUGUACCAGACCAGGAAGGAAGUUAGUCGGCGAUUAUCUCAGCGUGUGUAACGCCUACCACAGACCUAAACUGGCGACACCUAUGGGCAUAGCCCAUCCUUUAGGGGCUGUGUACAUCACCUGCCCUAAGACUGUCGAUGGCUGCUCGCGGCUCCAACUGCAUGUGACGCAGUACUGCAAGAUGGUGACGGGGCCAACGCCUCUGCUCUUGGGUUAACGUUGUGGCGAUCAUGUUGCUUAGCCGAGUGAAGAUCGUUCAUGGAAAACGCGAAUCGAAACUUAAGUAUUGUUGCUUGACUUUCGUUCUCAAUGUAUAAUUAAAAUCAAUUAAAGCAUUCAA
This is a messenger RNA of Cydia pomonella (codling moth), 712 nucleotides long. RefSeq lists its product as uncharacterized. The transcript has 3 exons. NCBI's taxonomy places the organism in Eukaryota, Metazoa, Arthropoda, Insecta, Lepidoptera, Tortricidae. The record is from RefSeq and is a predicted model, not a curated record. The coding region runs from base 206 to 589 and encodes 127 amino acids.